AGCAGCCCCCGCGGCGAGGCGGGCGGGGUUUCCGGCGCCCCCGUUUCAGUGGCCGAUGAACCUGGCGAGUGAAGAAACCCACCUCUGUUAAAGGUUCAGCCUUGUCGUCCUCGGAGGUGCCGAGAGCUCGUCCUCAGCACCGCUUUCCCGACAGACCCGCGCAGAGCACGGUUUAAAUUCACCCACUUUCCAAGAAACCCGAGGGAAGAAGGGAUGUUUCCUAAGGAGGCAAAGCAGCACGUCAGGCCACGGUCAGCUUUCUGUUGCCAGGCACCUUUAAAACCGACCUUGAAGUUUUUUCCCGCUUGGCAAAACAGGGACAAAUUUCUACCUGUGUCAUGGCGGCCCGCGCCCAAAGCUUUUUUCAGAAGUUAUUUGCGCUGUUUUGUGAGGCACCAUGGCAAGGAAUAUGCAGGGGAAUCAAAGCUUUCUUUGAUCUGAAAUACCUGAAGUGAGGAAGAAAAUCAGUCAGGGAAAGGAAGGAAAAUAUGGCUCUGUUCCCGUUCUGCUGUGCCAAGGGCAAAGGGGUGAAACAUUCCCUUUCUGCACGUGUUUUUGCACGUGCACACACCACCCACGUGGUAGGCUAAGGUACGAGUCCCCAGGUGUGUGACUCAGGUGGUGCUUCACCCCAGUGGCCUGGUUCUUCAUCUUAUGGGGACUCAUGAAUUAAACUAUCCAUGUAGUUUCACUCUAGGCAAGGUGGCAGAUGCCUCACAAAGAUGUUUAUGGUGUUAAAGAAGUCCAGCAAGUCUGAACAGAGCCAAAAAGCUGUCUCACUAACAUCAGCCGUAGACCUUAGGCUGGCCCAGCGUUGGGUAGUACAGGAGCAUGAUAACUGACGCUGAGCUGCUCGUGAUUGCAGGGAGGAGCAGCAAGUAGCUUGAUUUGUAGGCUUGAUUUAGGGUAAGUCUUUAAUAAGGGUGAUGAGCACUUGAGUGCCUGUCUUAAAAGAAACUGCAAAAGCUGGCCAGCAGUUUUCGAGCAGGACCACAAGCAUGUUCAAGUGCAGGCUGGUCUGGUCUGGUGUGACUGGACUUCCCCUUUGGGACCGGUGGGGUCUCUGCCUCUUAGCAACAGGGUACUUGGAGGAGCAGGAAAAUUGGAGUAAGAACCAUGUUCCAGCUGCCAUCUGGAAAAAGCCAUUUUACAGGUCAAUAGCUAAUCAAUCUGGUUUUGGCAAGGUAGGUAGGGAUAGACAUCACUGCUUCAUUGUGAGACGGUUAUUUCUGGAACUUUCUUGUGUGAGGACAGGCCUGUUAAUGUACUCAGAACCCUACAAUAGCAAAGUGCUGUCUGGGGAAGCAGGCUUCCUUAACUUCUCUGCGGCCAUCAAUGGCAUAUUUGUGUCCAUCUCCGCCUCCGUUUGGUUUUAAGCAAUGUAUCAGCUGGAGCAGAAGUACAAUAAAAAUUUCCUCUUCCAUUAAUUUCCUGCUUUUUGCUCAAUGCUGUAUUCCCGGGAACCUAGCUCAUUUAUUUUUUAACAUUUGCAAUGGUGAUUACAGAACACUCAUUCUAUAAGUUAUAUAUUCAGUUGUUGCUUUAGCACCCAAAAAGCUAUUGCUGCUUAUUAUGCUAGGAACUGUACUUCCAGAGGGGAAAAAAAACAAAACAAUCCCUGCCUCCAAGAGGUGUAAGUUAAGCCAGCCAGGAAAGCGUAGGAGAGCAAAUAUUUCUGCUGAAGGAAGGCAGGGGAGUUAGUUACAUGUUGGAGGAACCAGGCCUACAAAAUGUGUAUUGCUUUCCAUUCACCUGGCCCUAGGAAAGCAGGACUAUCGGAAAGGGAUUCUGGGAUAAGACUGUGUUUUUUUUCUUCCCCUAGCCCUGUCAGUGCAAAAGUGAGCAGGCAGGUCCUUCUGGCUCCGUCACAGGUAGUAUGGAAGAUCGCCUUGCUCCUGAAGAAGUUAGUCACAAAAGUGACGUUUGCCAUCUGUGUGUUAUAUGGCUGCACUUACUUGGUUGCUGUGGGAAAGAAGGCUAAAAGCUAAGGACUUUUGUAUAUGUUGCUGGGUUUUCUUCUCACUACAGAGAGGAGAUAACUUCUAAAAAGUACUAUUUUUUUAAAGGGAAAAGCUGAUCUUGGUUUUUUUUGUUUUCUUUCUUUUCUGGCACUCUUAAAAGCAGCAGGGUACAUAUUGGGAAUAAAGGGAAACUAGAUGAAAAGCUGGAGAGUUGUUACAGUGAGUGUCUUCUCUUCCAGACACACUUCCUUAUUUCAGAAUGACACCUGAAGCUUUUCUGUCCAAAGCAGGGUUUCAAAGCACAAUGUUUUGCCCAAUUUAGAGCCGUGAGGUUGGCACCUGAACAUAUGGCUCUUGGUCAUAAUGCACCUUCAUUUCUAAUAAAUAUAUGCUUCAGUUUUCCUCCAUCUGAGGCUGUUGGUACUACUUAAGGGUAGGCAGAGGAAAUUAACUGCCCUGUGUAAAGUGCUAAUUAAAUUGUUUAACAUCCUCUCUAUAAAAAGAAAUGUAAUUCUCUCGCUAACAGAGAAAGCUCAAAUGACGCAUUUCAAACUGUUACGCCUCAUUAUGUUUACUUGAAGUUCAUAGGCAGCUGUAAAUAGUAGUUAUAAGAAGCUUUUUGACUGAUAGGUGCUUAAAUAUUCCAUUAAGGUAACACAGAUUUUCCUUUCCAGUAGGAAGUAUCAGGCUGGGUCACAAGGGGUCCUACAGCCUCCUCUCCUGAUGUUCAGUGUCCUCCACCAGCUGCUUCUGAGAACAAGAAACUCUUCGGUGAGAUGUCUCAAAGAGACAGGCACAGUACCCUGCUUAAAGUUUUGAGACCAGCAGUGGUUGCACUUGCUGUUUUUGGUAAUCAACAUCUUGGAGAAGUGCACUUGCCUCAGUCUUUUCUCAAAGACAACAAGCGAAAGAUGGUGAUGGAUACCAGUUGCUUUUGACCUGCUUUUGGAAAGGCCGUAUUCUGAACAAGCCAUGUGCCCAGUUAGUCGUCUGCAAGUUUUUAUUUGUUGGGAACAACUCAUGGUUGGGGGUGGUAGAAUAUUUUUUCUUCAGGAAGCUUCUGUUUCUAAAACUUCUUUUGUUUCAAAUUGGAACCAAAAAAGCCAACAUUUCUACUUGACCUGUGGAGUCGAAAUGGUACAAACAGAAACAAAGCUGAGAGUUGUGGCAUCGAUAUGAUAAUGCUGCAACAAGAAGCUGAUGUUGAAAUUCAUCUCUAAAUACAUUGGAACUAAUUGAAUUUUUUUAUUUGAACUUUAUUUGAAAUCUUUUUUAACACAUUGAAAUGAAAUGGGCAUGUUCCUGCAAAACACUUUGGUUUGGACAAACUGUUUUCUAUCAUGAAACUUGCUUCAAUUUUUUAACUGGGCUACUCAUAGCUUUGGGGAAUCUAAGAGCUGCGUCAGCAGCGCAUCUUGCUUUAGCCCUGCAUUUGGGCUCUUUUUGUUAAUCACCUCUGUCAUUUAGGACUGCGCUUUUAGCACUGGCCUCCUGUCGAAGUGUGAUAUCCACCCACUCAGGUGCAGCAGUUCCCCGACGUGGUUACUGUGUGAAAAUGACUGGCCAACAUGGACUCUGCGAGAGCUGUCCUGAGCAUCCAUCUCAAUCAGAAGUUAACGCCUUCUCUUCCUAUCUCAGUGGUGCAUGUUGAGUAACCUCAUCUGGAAAUCAUGCUCCUACCCUCACCCCAAAGGGAACACCUUGCACGAAGUCGUUGCAAAGACCCAACACAACUGCGGAGAGCCUCCUUAAGAGAGAAGAAAGGGGAGGAGAAAGCGUUGCUCUCUGGCUGGAGCAACUCCACCUCCUAGUUAUUUCAUCUUCCUUACAAGGCUAAAGCUAGAAGCUGUCCUCUGCCUGCGUGGGUCCCUUAAAAGCAGCAGAGCAAGCUCCAGGAUCCCGGUUGAGCGGGACCGGGAUGCAGAGGCUGGCAGAGAUGGAGAAGGAGGCGCUGGCGUGAACUGCGGAGCAGUGAAGGCUGGUGCUCUCCGGAGGAGAAGUGAGACGGGAUCUCUGAAUCCUAAGCCAGGUGCUCACUGAUGCAGAUCUUCCGAAGAAAUAUGAGAGCAACCCCAAGAAGAAGUCACUGAAAGGGGAAAAGUGCAACAGGAGAGGUAAAAUGGAAGACUGGCCUUUUGAGAACAGCUGUGGGAAGCCGUGACAGAUCAAGAGACCGAUGGAUUACUAAACAGCACCUGCAGAGUCUCAUCUACGGCCCUGGGGCAGCCUUCUGGCAAGCGCACGCUGAGGUGCUCAGCAGCCAAGGAUGGAAGUGCUGCGCCGUUCCUCGGUCUUUGCUGCGGAGGUGAUGGAGGUUUUUGACCGGUCUCCUACUGAUAAGGAGCUUGUGUCCCAGGCCAAGGCUCUCUGCAGGGACUACAUAAAUUCCAGGCUGAUUCGAGCAGGUGUCAGCUGGAGCAAACCUGAGUACAACACACCAGUGCCUGGUGGUAAGCUGGCAGAGGUGUCCACCAUACUGCUGCGACUAGGGGAUGAGCUGGAGUACAUCCGCCCCAACGUCUACCGGAAUAUCGCCCGCCAGCUGAACAUCUCGCUGCACUCGGAGACGGUGGUGACGGACGCCUUUCUGGCAGUAGCUGCACAGAUUUUCACUGCAGGCAUAACGUGGGGCAAGGUGGUGUCCCUCUAUGCUGUGGCAGCGGGGCUGGCCGUGGACUGCGUGCGGCACGCGCAGCCAGCUAUGGUUCACACCAUUGUGGACUGCCUGGGAGAGUUUGUCCGCAAGACCCUGGUGACGUGGCUGAAAAGGAGAGGAGGCUGGGCAGACAUCACAAAAUGCGUGGUGAAUACCGACCCCAGCCUUCGCUCUCACUGGCUUGUGGCUGCCAUUUGCAGCUUUGGGCACUUCCUCAAGGCUAUCUUCUUCGUCCUGCUGCCUGAGAGAUGAAUCCGAGCUUCCAGCUGCAGCCCCGUACCCCGUCUCCUCCCCCACUCCAGAAGCAGUGGCGACGGCAAACUCUGAAGAGGAGGAAGAGAAGAAAAAACUGGGACAAACAAAAGGCUAGUUCUCCUCUCCCGUCAGCUGGGAGCGCCCGAUCAGCCACGGUCUCCUUUCUGCAGCCACAGGAGCCUUCUCUCCUGCUCACCAUUAUCCCUUCAAGAGUCUUGUUUGCCUGGGUGACUUGCGUGCAGUUUGGACCAUGCCAGUGCCCCGGUGGACUGGUUGCGGCUGUGGGCAGCAUGGACUGCCGGACAUCCAUUUGUGUGUUGCACACUUGCGCUAAAGGCAGGCAGAGGGGAGGAGGAAGGGGGUGAUGUUUGAAAUGGAGUAGCGAAUGCAGAGGGGGAGAGUCCCUCCUUUGCUCGGUGGAUUUUCCCUUUCAGCCCUCGGACUUGCCUUCCGUGCAUCCUUGUUGUUACAUUUGUGCUUAAGCUCUAUCUCCUCCUUUAUACCUAACUCUGACUUGUUGGGCUCCCUCCACAGCGCAAAGUGGUUGAGGGAAUAAUGCAGUUGUGGCUUUUUAAUAUGAUGAAAAACAUCCCGUGGUCGGACACUUCCCCCUCUGAAGCAUCUUGGAAACCACUGAGUGGCUACAGAAGGGGUAGGACGAAAGGGCAGAUGCAUGCGAGGUGGUUGGUAAGCCAUUUCAAACAGGAGAGCGAGGGCAAUGCCUUCAGACAACAGCUCGGGUCUGAACAUUGUAAAGAAGAGAGAGUUUUUCUCCACUGCGAUUCGAGCAGAGCUAAACCUGUAAGUAGGACUGGCGGGGGGGGGCACGUGCAGGAUUAAGGGAAACCGGGAGCGGGCUGUCUGAUGUUUCGAAGGGGGAAAGCUGCCUCAGAAGCGACUGAUCUGUGUUUCUCCUUUCAUGUCUUCAGAAGUGCGACUUGCAGUCUUCUGUUGUGGCAAACAAUAAAAGAAAAUAGGUGGUGUUUAACAAUAAAAGAAAAUAGGUGGUGUUUAACAAUAAAAGAAAAUAGGUGGUGUUUCA
Messenger RNA from Dromaius novaehollandiae (emu), 5914 nucleotides. RefSeq names its product BCL2 family apoptosis regulator BOK (gene BOK). Gene Ontology annotation, molecular function: protein heterodimerization activity; protein homodimerization activity. Gene Ontology annotation, cellular component: mitochondrial outer membrane. The record is from RefSeq and is a predicted model, not a curated record. Lineage: Eukaryota; Metazoa; Chordata; Aves; Casuariiformes; Dromaiidae. The transcript is spliced from 7 exons. Bases 4228 to 4869 code for a protein of 213 amino acids. Gene Ontology annotation, biological process: intrinsic apoptotic signaling pathway in response to DNA damage; regulation of apoptotic process; extrinsic apoptotic signaling pathway in absence of ligand.